Messenger RNA from Adineta steineri, 1572 nucleotides. The record is from the annotation of a GenBank genome assembly. Lineage: Eukaryota; Metazoa; Rotifera; Eurotatoria; Adinetida; Adinetidae.
AUGUCAGCGAAAACUAUACUUGCUAUUCUAAGUGCUACUUUUCUGCUUUGUGUUGCAGCAGUAAGCGUUAUUUCUCUAAUACCAAUCUAUAUUCCAAAUCGUUCUAAAGCUCCCCGAUUCAAUCAUACUACAGCAACCUCUAAUCGAAGUUCAGUUCGUAUAGCUAUAAUUGGAGCUGGUAUUAGUGGUCUUAAUGCUGGUCUAUCCUUAUUAGAUUCGAAUUUAUUUUCACCAGAAAAUAUCAUUAUAUAUGAAGCCAAUAAUUAUAUUGGUGGUCGUAUUCACACACAUAUAUGGCCUUCCAGUAAUCAAACAUCUGAAUGGUGUGGAGAAUUUCUGGAUAGUAAUUAUUAUCAGAUGAUAAAUCUUACACAACGUUUCAAUUUAACUUUGAUUGAUACUGUUCAAGCGAAUAAUCCUGAUAUUUAUCAAACUACACUUUAUUUUUUAUCACGUUUUUAUAGUUCAUCGCAAGCAUGGAUUGAUUAUCAACCAGUUGGUGAAAUUAUGAAACAACAAAUUGAUCUAAUUGGUGACAUUAGUUUUAAUCAGAGUAAUGCCAAUGGAACCUAUUUUGAUAGAUUAUCGUUGUAUGAUUGGAUAGAAAAAUAUGUACCAAACGGACAUCGAUCUCAAUUAGGUCAAUAUCUAGAUUCUGCAUACAAACAACAAUUUGGAAUAGAUACUCAAGAGUUAAGUUCUUUGACUUUGUUAUUUAAUCUAGAUCCUUAUAGUCAACCACCCAAUGGACCACUAUUAAUAUAUGGUUCAUCUGAUCAACGUUAUCGAAUUAAUGGUGGAAAUUAUUUAUUACCAACACGUAUUGCUAAAUAUUUACAAAAUAAUAAUAUUAUAAUUCAAAUGAAUUAUAAUUUAACUAAAAUAACGGUAACUACUGAUCAUAAAAUAUCUUUAAGUUUUGCUAAUGGUGAAACAAUUCUUUUCGAUCAUGUAAUUUUGACUUUACCUUUAUCAACUUUAAGAUAUGUUGAUUAUAGUCAAGCUCAGUUUGAUACAUUAAAAACACGAAUUAUUAACGAAUUUCGAUAUGCUACAAAUACAAAAUUAAAUUUACAAUUCUCAAAACGUUUCUGGUUAGAAAAAUCAUCAAAUGGUUAUAUUUAUACAGAUUUACCAUUUCUUAAUUCGUGGGAAGCAUCAACAGGUCAAUCAGGACAAACUGGUAUUCUUGUUCUAUAUACAGGUGGAAGUGAUGGAACAUCAUUUACUCCUCGAUCAGGAUUUGAUUCCAUAUCAAAUUAUGAAAUUAGUAGUAGUACAAAUUGGUAUAUUCGACAAUUUCUCAAUGAUUUGAAUGAAAUAUGGCCCAAUGCGUCAAGCUAUUAUACUGGAGAAGGUACUAUUUCAGCACCAUGGAUUGAUCCACAUUUUCUUGGUUCUUAUCCAAGCAGGACACGAGGUCAAUUUUCUACACUACGAGGUUAUGAAAAACAACGACAAAUGAACAUUCAUUUUGCUGGUGAUUAUACCUCUCUUAAUUAUUCUGCUUGUAUGGAAGGUGCAAUUAUAGAAGGACGUCGAGCAGCUCUCGAAGUUAUUGCUGAUUAUUAA